Naegleria fowleri is the source of this 555-nucleotide messenger RNA. RefSeq lists its product as uncharacterized. The record is from RefSeq and is a predicted model, not a curated record. NCBI's taxonomy places the organism in Eukaryota, Heterolobosea, Eutetramitea, Acrasida, Naegleriidae. The coding region runs from base 1 to 555 and encodes 184 amino acids. The transcript is spliced from 2 exons.
AUGAAAGCAGUUGAAGUGAGCACACAAAGAAAGUUCUCCGAAUUUAUUAACAAAUCAAAUUUAACGGUGGUUGAUUUCUUUGCAACCUGGUGUGGACCAUGUAUGCAAGCUAAACCACUUUUUGAAGCCUUAGCUGCUAAAUAUCCUUCAUCCAACUUUAUUGCAGUCAAUGUAGAUAAUUCCAGUGACAUUUCUUCGGAAUAUGGAGUAUCAUCACUUCCAACCUUUAUGUUCUUCAAAAAAGGAGCUAAACUUGGGCAAGUCAUCGGAGCUGAUUUGAAUAAGGUCGAAGAAAUGAUCAAAAAACAUGGAACUGCUGUUUCCGGUGGAAGCUUUCCAAUGACUGGUGGCAGAGUUUUGGGUUCUUCCUCAAGCUCAUCAACAAUAUAUCCCAAUUUAAUCACAGGUGGAGGAUCUUCUGCUUGGGGGAUGUUCAAUCCAUUAAUAAGAAAAGCGAAUACUAUUCCUGUAGAACAACGACCUGUUUACUUUUUGGCUGGUGUAGUUUGUGUGUACAUGGUGUUGAGGUUCGUGUUAAAUAUUCUGUUCAAAUAA